Messenger RNA from Aspergillus caelatus, 1248 nucleotides. Its product is annotated as O-methyltransferase-domain-containing protein. Gene Ontology annotation, molecular function: O-methyltransferase activity. NCBI's taxonomy places the organism in Eukaryota, Fungi, Ascomycota, Eurotiomycetes, Eurotiales, Aspergillaceae. The record is from RefSeq and is a predicted model, not a curated record. The coding region runs from base 1 to 1248 and encodes 415 amino acids. The transcript is spliced from 3 exons.
AUGGAAUCAUUGUUGCAGCUCGAGGCCGCCCUGCGAGCUGUCGUGGAAGAGUCCAAGCAACCCAAUAGGGCGGCAGCUUUCGCAUCACUCCGACGAGCAGAGCCAACCAAUGACCCAGCCCUCACAGCAGUGGCCAGUCGUAUAGUUGACCUAGCAUCAGAAGUUACUCAGCUGCUUGAGCCAGCAUAUCUAGCCCUUGUCGAUCAUCUAUUCGGUUACCAGCACACACAAUGUCUUGCAGCGGUAGUAGAACUACGAAUUCCGGACUAUCUGGCAUCUGGUACUCAGACCAUCAAGCAAUUAUCCAUUUCGAGUGGCGCCAGAUGCGACCGGUUGCGUCAGGUCCUACGCUUAUUGUACAAUAACGGUGUUUUCUGCUACGAUGGGGAUACCGACUCUGUGCAAAACAAUGAAGCCUCGGAGAUGCUGAAGCAGGAUCAUUGGACUCAAUGGCAUCGGUGGGCGAGUGUAUGCAGUCAGGAAUUCUAUCAGAUGGCCCAGGGGCUUCCUCAGGCCAUGGCGGACGGUGUGACCCGCUCCCCUGCACAGGUGCAUUAUGGCACAGACGAAAGUAUGUUUAGCUACCUUGAGCGCAAGGGCAUCAUGAUGCGGUUGCGAGAAUGCAUGGGGGCUGCUGCUAUUGCUCAGACUCCCGGCAUGGUCGCCGGGUAUCCAUGGGCUGAGCUGUCUAAUCACACUUUGGUCGAUCUGGGUGGUGGGGAUGGUUCCUUGAUGGCAGGGCUCCUUCGCGCGUUUCCGACCCUCCAAGGUGGAAUCGUGGAUACCCCUCGGGUCCUCCCUUUUCUCCAAGAAGCAUUUCACCAACCGUCCAGCAAAUACGCUGACGUGGCCUUGCGCAUCCCUCCGGAUCGGGUCAUCGCGGGAGACUUUCUUCAGGAAGUUAUCGCGUCCGAAGCGUAUGUGAUGCGCUGGUGUCUGCAUGAUUGGAAUGAUGAGCAGGCAUGUCAGAUCUUACGGAACAUUCGCCGGAGCAUCAUCAACAGCCCCGUCAGUCGCCUAAUUGUGCUAGAGUCGGUGUUGGCUGACGGCCGAUGGGGACGAAUGUCUCGGGUGGGAGACAUUAAUGUGAUGGUGACUGCGGAGCAUGGCCAAGAGCGCACCGAGACGCAAUGGAGACAGUUAGCAGCCUGUACAGGCUGGAAGGUAGUCAGCAUUACUCAACUUCCGGGUGCCUGGCCUUCAGCCAUAGAUAUGCGACCUGUGGAGAGUUUGAAAGUGUGUAACUAA